AAUUUGCUGUUAAAGCUCCCUCUACUGGCAAAUGUAGAGUACAAACGGUUCCUCUUAAAUGACGUCACACAACCUAGAUCACAUGACAACCUCGCGAAAAAGAAAACAGGAAACAUUUUAACCAGGGCUGUCGAGGGAGAGGAAGAUGGGCUCCGCGGUGGAGAGGACUGAUGAACAUGUACGAGAGUACUUGAUAUAUCGUGGCUUCACCAGCACACUCAAGCACCUGGACGCUGAUGUCAAAGCAGACAAGGAGAAAGGAUUCAGGGUGGACAAGAUCAUUGACCAGCUCCAGUUGUUCAUCCAUAACUUUGACCUGAACGGGCUGAAGGACUACUGGAGCUACCUGGACCGCAGGUUGUUCUGCAGGCUUGAAGAUGUCUACAGACCCACUGUCAACAAACUAAGAACCAGCCUGUUCAGAUAUUAUUUGGUUCACACCGUACAGUCAAGGAACCCAGAGAAAACCCAGGAGUUUUUCCAGCGGCAGGCUCAGGAGCUGCAGGUACAGCCAGAGUGGCGUGAUUGGUUCGUCCUGCCGUUCAUCCCCGCCCCCGAGCAAAACCCGGCCUUUGCGCCAUACUUCUCCCGCCAGUGGAUGGACACGUUCCUGGUCUCACUGCAUAACUUCCUCUCUGUCCUGUUCCAGUGCAUGCCCCAGCCUGUAUUGCUCAGCUUCGACUCCGAAGUCCAGAGGACCGCCUCUCUACAGGAGGAGAACGAACAGCUUCGACAAAUAUUAUUUGCCCUGCAGGGGGAGGUUAACCUAAAGAAGGAAGAUACGGUGCAUCACAAACUCCCCCCCUAUGUGCAAAACAUGGACCGACUAGGAGACACUGAGCUGGACCUGGUGACAUGCCAGCGUAACCCCACCCUAACCACCACUCCCUCCAGAAACUUCUUCUCUACAUUCCUGCCACAAACCAGACGGGCACCUGGCAAGACUCCUCAAGGGGUACUUCCUGGGUCCUUGCCACAUCCGGCCUAUGUGGGACGCAAGGACACCACAGCCAUUCAAUCUGUGAAACCCAAGGACCCAACUGUGUCCAAGGAUCCCAAGCCGAUGCCCAGCACCGGGGGGACCUGCGAGCCCCAAGCUGGGUCCACUGCCUAUCCGAGACAGAGACGACACCAGGACCACGAGAAGGAAAGAAAGGAGCUGUUUUCCAAACCUCAAUCUCAGAUUCCCGAAAAGAGGGUGGAAUGUGGGGACCCGGAGGCCAGCCCCGAGGGAGGCACAGGGGGCUUGACAGACUCCCCACCCCUCAACCAGACGCGGGUCAGCAGGGAGGGUGGUGGUGUGGCCGGGGGGCUGGCUGUGGAACAACCCUUCAUCAAGCUCAGCCAGGAGGAGUAUGGCGAACAUCAUUCAUCCAUCAUGCACUGCAGGGUUGACUGCUCGGGGAGGAGAGUGGCCAGUUUGGACGUCGACGGCGUCAUCAAGGUGUGGUCGUUUAACCCCGUCAUGCAGACCAAGGCCACCAUCAUGUCCAAGUCACCCCUGUUGUCCCUGGAAUGGGCCGCCAAGCCUGACCGACUGCUGCUGCUGGGCAGCGGUGUGGGCACCGUGAGGCUGUACGACACGGACGCCAAGAAGAACCUCUACGAGAUGAUCAUAGACGAGAGUCUCCCACGGAUUCUGUCCCUGGCCUGUAGCCCCAGUGGGACGUCCUUCGUGUGUUCUGCUGCUGCACACCACGGACUUGCUGGCCGCUCUGGGAGUGUGUCUGAAGCCGUGCCGCGCCUCCCCAACCCCCCCCCUGUCCCUGGACAACUGCUGCUGUGGGACACCAAGACUGUCAAGCAGCAGCUUCAGUUCUGCCUGGAACCGGGUCCAGUAGCCAUUAACUGCACGUCCUUCAAUCACAACGGGAACCUGCUGGUUACGGGAGCUGCCGAUGGGGUUAUUCGACUGUUUGACAUGCAGCGCUAUGACUGUGCUAUGAGCUGGAAAGCCCACGAUGGGGAAGUGUACAGUGUUGAGUUCAGCUAUGAUGAGAACACAGUGUUCAGUAUCGGAGAGGAUGGCAAGUUUGUCCAGUGGAACAUCCACCGCUGUGGGGUGAAGCAGUCCGAGCACUCCCUGCCCCAGGACGCCACGGGUCCCUUCGUCCUGUCCGGGUAUAGCGGGUACCGGCAGGUCCAGGUGCCACGCGGGCGGCUCUUUGCGUUCGACUCCGAGGGACAUCACGUCCUCACCUGCUCCAGCAACGGAGGCAUCAUUCACAGGCUGAACGGCGAAGGCGGCCUGGACAGUGUGCUUCCCCUGGGUGGUCACAAGGCCCCGGUGGUCACUGUGGACUGGUGCUCCGCCAUGGACUGUGGAACCUGCCUCACCGCCUCCAUGGAUGGGAAGAUCAAACUGAGCACGCUCCUGGCGCAGAAGUCCUGAGCGCCGAGCACCUACGGCACCAAGCGCCGUGGACGGGCAGAGGGAGGAGCCCAGGCACCUCGCUUUCCUUUUGUUUUUCCAACAAAUCUUAGUAGGCAAGAUGAAGCAGCUGUUGUACUGGUGUAUAUGGGAGCCAUACAUUCCUAAAUAUACAGGGACUGACCACUCCUCCCCCUCCCCAGAACAAAAGAGUUUGGUUAACGGCCUGAGUACAUGCUAUUUACCCACUGUCUUUGGUUUUAUAGCCCUGUGGUCAAAAGGAGGCCAAGAUCAAACUGAGCAUGCCCAAAAGUCCUGAGGGAGGAGUCUUGUUGGAACAUCUGUGUUUGGUCCAGAUGCACAAUGUCUUAUCAGAUGUGUCCUACUCCAGGCCACAUGAGGAACCUUAUAUGGUAGCUGUGGUUCUCUACAUACAAAAUAUCAUGGAUAUUUCAAUAAUUGGUCAGUGGUCUUCAGAUUAAAUGAAUGGAGGUUAUGCAAGUCGUGCCUAAAUAGUAUUCUGAGAAUUGACACGUCGUCUUCGGAGUCUGAUAGGUCAAACGAUUGUUUCGUUCAUGUAGCAGCUGGUAGAACUGUCCAUGUCCAACAGGCCUUUAGGAUCCCAUGAACGUGUCCUGGGAUGUCCCUCGCCAACGGGGCUGGUUUGUUGCUUGUCUCAGAUGGACACAGCACUGCGACUCGUGAUCAAAGUUUUUGUUUUAAUUAUUUAUGUAUCAUUAUCAUCAUUGAUUGAGAAUAAACGUUUGUAGGCAUCCCUAUAACAGCCGAGUGGUUCUUUCGGUUGGGGUGGUGGAGGAGGUUGACAAUACCAACUUUUCAUUGACACUGCUGGGCUGCCAAUCAGUGCCUUUAAUCUUUCAUGGACUUUCUUAAAGAUCUGUGAAGAACAUCCCACAAGGCCAGCAAAGCCUGUCUGGGUGACAUCAGCUGUCUGCUGACUUGAUACCUCCCACGUUAUUGGGCAACAGAAACCAGAACCGAUCCCUAAUUUGGACUUGACAACAGGUCUGAGGAAAAACAAUUUAUUUCAAACAACUUCACUCAAUGUGAAUGCAAAUGAACAAUAAAUCUUACAAUAUCUU
This is a messenger RNA of Esox lucius (northern pike), 3474 nucleotides long. RefSeq names its product WD repeat domain 91 (gene wdr91). The transcript is spliced from 16 exons. Gene Ontology annotation, molecular function: phosphatidylinositol 3-kinase regulator activity; protein binding. Lineage: Eukaryota; Metazoa; Chordata; Actinopteri; Esociformes; Esocidae. The record is from RefSeq and is a predicted model, not a curated record. Gene Ontology annotation, cellular component: late endosome membrane; early endosome membrane; extrinsic component of endosome membrane. Bases 146 to 2392 code for a protein of 748 amino acids. Gene Ontology annotation, biological process: early endosome to late endosome transport.